Messenger RNA from Lactuca sativa (garden lettuce), 958 nucleotides. NCBI's taxonomy places the organism in Eukaryota, Viridiplantae, Streptophyta, Magnoliopsida, Asterales, Asteraceae. The record is from RefSeq and is a predicted model, not a curated record.
UCAUUUCAUGGAACCUACCACCUUUCUCAUUCUCCCCCUUUAAAUACACAAAAAAACACCCUGUAAUUUCAAUUUCACACCAAUCUUGCUUUCGCCACCAUUAUAUCAUACAUCCAUUCAAUUUCCAGUUCUCCACCACCACCAUGACUUCUAUGUUACAGAGGGAGAGAUCUCUCCCUGUUUCUCAUAAUCCCUCUUCAAACGACCCAUCUUCGGUGGUUGCCGGCAUGCGCCGGAGACUCUCCUCCAUGUCCUUACGGAUCCAGCCCUCUUCCAUCUCCGAUACCACCUCCGCCGCAACCGCAUGGGCGAUGCGCCGCUCCAAAUCCGUUUCCUCAAUGGGGGAAUCCGCGUCUACCUCAGUCAGGAACUGGUGGGAUUGGGGAUGGGGAUGGAUCCUGUCGAGGAAACCCGUAUUCGCACAGGAUCUGGAGUUUAAUCAAGAGGAAACCUCCGUUCUCAGAUCCCAUGAUAAAGGAAGCUGGAGACACGUCUUCUUCAAGGUUAGAUCCGAGAUCCGGAGAAUUGUCAGAUCUGAUAAUGUCGGCCUCCCUCAGACAGUUCGUUACAACUCCUACAGCUACGCUCGCAAUUUCGACGAUGGCAGCAAUAAAUUCCGAGGCUGAAAUUGGUCUCUGGGCUGAGCUACUACCCAAAUUCAAAGAUCAUACAGUUACUCCGAUUAUGUUCUUGUAUCAAAUUCAUUUUUUCUGUUUAGAUCAUAGACAAGGUAAGAUAAGGAAAAGAAUGAUGAUUUCGGCGAUGGUUGUACUCCGGCGGAAGGGAAAGAAUGAUUAUGUCAAUUCCGGUGGUGUUCUCCGAUGUCGGUGGAUGUCGGUGGGAAGAGAAGAUGCAAAGUAAAGUGGGCGGGUUGUAAUUUAAUUUGUAAAAUUUGUUGAUUUUAAUUUUCAAUUAUUGUUAAUUUGUUAUAUAUCAAACUAUUUGUUGUAUUAUUUCA